Molecule: messenger RNA, 1191 nt
Organism: Nicotiana attenuata
Lineage: Eukaryota; Viridiplantae; Streptophyta; Magnoliopsida; Solanales; Solanaceae
Product: putative F-box protein At5g52620
Exons: 2
Coding region: 154-1017 (287 amino acids)
Source: RefSeq, a predicted model, not a curated record
UGUUCUGUUCGGUCGGUUCAGAACAGAAGCUACCAUUAAAGUUUUCUGUUCCUAAGGAGAUGAAGAAGAUUUGUACCGCCGGAAAAAAAAUCUGAAGAUUUACCUAAAGAUAUAAUUUAUGAUAUAUUCUCUAGAUUUCCCACCAUAUCUUUGAUGCGAUCCAGGUGCGUUUCAAGAUUUCAUAACUAUCUUUUCGGAUUAGGUCGAGAUCCCUAUUUUGUGGAUCUCCAUCAUCAAAGGGGCUGCUCCAUAUCCAAUUCUCUGUCCAACAACAAAUUCUUGGUACGCACAAUACGCAGCACAAUGCAGCCGCGUAAAGAAAAGUUUUAUUACUACAGUUGUGAACACGACGGCCAGAGCCACAAGUUGGGUAAAGAGACCGAAUGCACCUCCAUUCUCCGUAACCUGGGCGGUGUUAGCUAUCACAAAAUUGAGUUCGCCAAAGGUGAAACGACGUGGAGAGAGAUCAACUGCGACAGGAUAACCAAUUUUUACCCAAGAACGUAUUAUGAAGGAGCUUACGUCGAUGGAGCUGUGUAUUUUUACUGUGGUCAGUACUGCAACAUUUACGGACUUCACAUAGUGGCCUUUAAUUGUAGAAUCGAAGAGGUCAGAAUUAUCUCAUUGUGGGACAAUUAUCGUGAUUAUGGGAUGAGGGUAGGACGCCGGUUUAACCUGGUAGAACUUGAGGGUAAAUUAGCAGCCAUUGACGUCAUGUGUAAUUAUAUGCGUGUUUGGAUUCUACAAAGUCCAGAAACAGGAGAAUGGAUAAGGCAGCCUGAGAUUGUCAUUCCUCCAAAUGUAACAUGUGAGAAUUUUGUAGUACAUCGCAGAUGUACUAGUACUACUGACAAGAAGGAGAUCGCAUUCACGAAACCAUAUAGUGAUGCAACAGAUAGGAUUUUAUUCUACGAUUUUAAGGAAAACAAGUGGAGAUCAGAGAGAAUCCUGGGGCUUGCUGACAAUGCUAAGAUUGUUGGUAUCUAUAAUUAUGAGUAUUGCAUCUACUCAGUUUGAUGUUUCCUUCUUCUAUUUUUCGUACUAUAUUAAUUAGGGGAUCAUCUAUUGUGUGGAGAGCAGAUUAUUAUGGCGCACUCGUGAAAAAUUUACUAGGUUUUCUUUUUUGUUUUUAGACAAGAGACUUAAUGGUGGGAUUUCCAUAAGAAGGCUGCAUCCAUGCCAUAAAAUUAU